This is a messenger RNA of Anthostomella pinea, 1929 nucleotides long. The record is from the annotation of a GenBank genome assembly. Lineage: Eukaryota; Fungi; Ascomycota; Sordariomycetes; Xylariales; Xylariaceae.
AUGCCGCUAGAAUCCGGCCCUGACGCCCGCCAGUCGGUCGAAUACCGCCCAUCUCAUGAAUAUGACGGCGAGCCCAUCACCAGGCGUGUCUCCGCUCUCGAAGAGGCCGCGAGUCUCGCUGCGCCAGCCGGUCUCCCAGGCUUCGUAGGCGGCACCCGGCGCCGCAGCAAUGUCUCCCACACUUCACGGGUUACCUUCCACGAGGAGAUGCCCCUGGAAGACCUUGCCUCAUUGACAAGAAGCGCUUCUGCCAUCAGCGGCCACCAUGAAGCUCGCCGCGAGUCGCAAGAUGACGUUCCCCAUCUACCAUACAUCGCCAGGCCAAAAGCCGCGAUGCCUGGCGCCUACAAUACCAUCCGUGAAGUUCCGUCAGAGCUGACCACGCCGCUGUCCACGCGCCCGCCGUCGCCCGCCUCUGCCUUCCCGAGCCGCCCGCCCUCGCCACAAUCUGGCCUGCGGACCCCCGAAGAAUUUGCGAUAGAGGAACAGGAACACGUGGCUCAGAGAUACCCGGACGUCGGCGUUAUCAAGUCAUGGCGUGGAGCAAUGAUCCUCUUGGUGACGUGCGGUGCGCAAUUGAUGGACAACAUUUUCAUGACCAGCGUCAACAUCUCUUUGCCAGCCAUACAGAAAGAAUUCGACGUCAGCAGCGCGGAUUUGCAGUGGCUGAUCUCGGCAUACACCCUGACCUUCGGAGGGUUCCUUCUUCUCGCAGGCGUGCUGUCCGACAGAUACGGAAGAAAAAAUAUAUUUUGCAUGGGCAUGUUGACGCUGAGCGUAUGGACCAUAGCCGACGGAUUCGCCGGCUCUUUCAUCCAGCUCGCCAUCUUCCGCGCUCUGCAGGGCAUCGGCGCCGCCAUGACGGUUCCGUCCGCCGUCGGCAUCAUCAGCAACUUCUUUAUCUCGAGAGAUCGAACUCUGGCCCUGACCAUAUUCGGAGCGGCGGGCGCCGUAGGGUUCUGUCUGGGCCUUAUCUUCGGCGGCUUUUUGACCGGCUCGCUGGGCUGGCGCUACGUUUUCUACUUUUCAACUAUUGUAACUGGUGUCCUUGGAAUAAUCGGCUGGAUAACCCUCCCCAGGGACAGGGUAGACAAGACGAACAGGCCCAAGCUGGACUUUAUUGGUGCAGGUCUUUCCACCGGUGGUCUGAUCUUGCUCAGCUUUGUGCUGUCCAGUGGUGGCGUCUACGGAUGGGGCAAAGCCUUCAUCAUUGUACUGCUCAUUCUCUCCAUCGCGAUGCUCGGAGUCUUCACCCUGGUGGAGAAGAAAGUGUCGAACCCGAUCAUGCCGCUCCAGAUGUGGAAGUUCCAGAACUUUGCCGGACUCUGGAUUUCUGGUUUCGUCAUGUACGGCGGCUACCAAACCGUCAUUUACUAUAGCACGCUCAUCGCCCAAGAUAUUGACAAGCUCAGCGCCGGCCAAACAGCCCUCCGCUUCCUUCCCAUGGGUGCUACUGGCUUCAUAAUCUCCCUCGCCAUGUCCCGCAUGAUCGAGCGCGUUAACACCAAAACUCUACUACUGACCGGCAUGGUGCUCUGCACUAUCGCGCCCGUGCCCGCCGCGCUCACCAAGACUGGCGACCUUAACUUCUGGAAGCACAUCUUCCCCACGACCGUCAUCGGCGUCGCAGGUACCACCAUUGUCUACUGCACCAUCACCGUUGUCAUGUUGGCCUCUGUCCCCGUAUCGGUUAAGAGCCUCUGCGGCGGCAUGAUCAACACUGCCUUCCAGAUUGGCAGCGGCGUCGGCCUCGCGCUCGCUAGCGCCAUCGUGCAGGCUGUCGACACAAAUAAGGGCCAUGGCUUGCUUGAGCAGUAUGGCACGGGACUGUGGUGCUGCUGUGGGCUGGCUGGCAUUGGGGUGCUGGCGAGCGCCGUGGGCGUGCGGAAUGUUAAACCCUCUCCUGGAGGGGACAUAAUGCUGCAUUGA